GGAGCUCUAUCGAAGAGUAUCUCCAUUUCUUGGAAAGGAGAGUACAAUAGGAGCCGUUUCUUAGAGAUAUGCAUGAUUGGGAGCUGGAAACGGUGGCUACUUCCUUCAAAUUUCUCUAUAGACCUAAUAUUCGUGCAAAAUAGGGAGUAUGCAAUGGAAGACACUGCAAACACCAUGGUUAGUGUUAAACCCUUCUCCGUGGAGUUGUGGGGUGAGGAGAUCAGAAUUCCCUUGGAGGAGCACUUAGCAAGUAAGAGGUCCUUCCCGGCCUUCACUUUUGUGAGGAGAGCAGCUUUGGAAGACAUCUUAACCAUUGAAAAUUUGGGCAGAAUUCGUAUUGUAUUAGCAAAGAGUGUGAGGUUGCCAGAGAUCUCUGGGAUGGUCUCUUUUCCACAUUUGGGAUGCAAUUUGUUCUACCUGUUUUCAUGCUCUGGCUCCGAUCUAUUUAGAUGCUGA
Messenger RNA from Ilex paraguariensis (yerba mate), 456 nucleotides. Lineage: Eukaryota; Viridiplantae; Streptophyta; Magnoliopsida; Aquifoliales; Aquifoliaceae. The record is from the annotation of a GenBank genome assembly.